CUUCGACCCCCUUCGUUCUGGUGGGUUGCUGGUACCCUGCGGUUUCCUUGGAAUCAAGCUUAAUUCUAUUUAUAAAUCGAAAUGGCCCUGUGAAUCGAUCGUAUCGUUAUAUCUCUACUCAUCUUUGCCUAGGUCUUUUGGUGUUGAGGCCCACACUAGGUUGGAGACCCCGGCUUAUCAAUCAGUCUCCGUCAUUCUCCGCGCCCUGCACUCUAGCACCACGCGUGAUUAUGGAAGACAACGCCGAGCUCGAGUCGUUUCGACGUCAGUGGAGAGAGGAGGUUGCGCAUCGUGCGAGACCGAGACAGGAACCGUCGCAGCCGAGCCAGAAGCGUCGGACGUCAACUGCCCGACCGAGUCAUUUCCCUCCGACUCGCCACGGAGCGCUCGAGCGCAAAGAAGAGGAGGAUAAUGCCCCGGUGUCGUUCGACCAGGGUGAGAUUGUGGAAGGUGUUGGUCAGUUGAGUCUGGGAGUCAGCGACGAAAAUGCUUUGCAAGCUCAAGAGCCACCUGGGGAACCCGAGUCUGCCCUGGAGCACUUUGAGCGCGCGGUCGAAAAGGAGGCAGAGGGAAGCUUAGGGGACAGUCUGCAGCUUUACCGCAAAGCAUACCGACUGGACUCUACAGUUGACAAAGCGUACCGGCACAAGCAUUUUGCCUGGGCGUGGAAAGAGCCCGCGCAAAAACUAGUCCCCAGUGCUGCUGCGGCGACGACCACAAUCCCACCAGGCCAACAAUCGCAGGAUGAGUCCGAGGCUCUACCGGUCUCCGAGCUUAUCGCGUCCUUUGCCCAUUGUCCGAUUCCGCAGGCGGAACCCAUCAUCGAGGGCGAUACCCCUCCCCCGUGUCCCAUCGCAACCGCGCCGACGGAUGUACUCGUUGAGAUAUUGAAACAGGUUGCCGUGAUGGACCCGGCAUCGCUUGUCCGAAUGUCCUUGGUCUGCAAACGCUUCGCGUACCAUUUCGCCCACGAACAGCACAUUUGGAAACGGAUAUGCCAAGGCGCGGAGUUCGGUUUCAAGGCCAUGCAUUAUUCAUUCGCCUGUGACGUCUUCGGGAUCCCCGAAUAUACUCUGGCCGCCCGCUACACUCCGUUUCCCACGGACGCCCCGGUGCAGAUCCCUCCGCCGUUGUCUUCCUGGAGCGAUGUCUUUCAGAUGUUCCCUCGGAUUCGCUUCACUGGAGUUUACAUCAGUACCGUCAACUACACUCGCCCCGGCGCGGCAUCCUCGUACCAGAAUGUGUCGUGGAACAGCCCGAUCCACAUCGUGACCUACUAUCGGUACCUGCGGUUCUACCCCGACGGGUCGGUCAUCUCCCUACUGAGCACCGUCGAGCCUCUCGAAGUGGUGCCGUAUAUCAGCAAAGAAAACGUUCUGGCGGCACGAGCCACCUCGCACAAGCAACACCAGCGACACGCCUCCGACGCAGGCACUACGCUAGCAGGAGCUUCCGAUCCGAUCCCGUCGGUCGCCAUGGGGGCGUUGAAGUACGCCAACCGGGGUCGCUGGCGUCUUGCCAAGCCCUUCCCCUCAGAAGAGGGCGAGGAAGAGGAUGUCAUGGCCGCCGACCCACUCCCAGACGCCUUUUCGAUGCCCGUGAAAACCGACGACGAUCCCCGCGACGUCGUCAUCGAAACUGAGGGCGUCGGCCCCAAGUACCGCUACCUUCUCUAUCUCUCCCUCCGGUCACCUUCUGCCGGGAAGGCUAACGCUGUCAACCCUUCGCCGUCUGUCCCGUCGAAGAACACGAAACUAGUGUGGAAGGGCUAUUGGAGCUAUAACAAGCUGACGGACGACUGGGCUGAGUUUGGACUACGCAAUGACCGGGCGUUUGUCUUUAGACGUGUGCGCGGAUGGGACAUGGCAUGAACUAUGAACGAAGGUUGAUGAUGUAAAUGUCAUGGGCAUUGGUGAAAGAAUGGAUAGAGGGUCCCCUGGUUACGAUCGGAGAUAUCAAAACUAUAUAUGAGAUAGAUGAGAUCAUGAUACAAAUUGGUUGUCU
Messenger RNA from Aspergillus campestris IBT 28561, 2004 nucleotides. RefSeq names its product putative F-box protein (Pof7). Gene Ontology annotation, cellular component: SCF ubiquitin ligase complex. Gene Ontology annotation, molecular function: protein binding. Gene Ontology annotation, biological process: SCF-dependent proteasomal ubiquitin-dependent protein catabolic process. Bases 231 to 1871 code for a protein of 546 amino acids. The transcript is spliced from 2 exons. The record is from RefSeq and is a predicted model, not a curated record. Lineage: Eukaryota; Fungi; Ascomycota; Eurotiomycetes; Eurotiales; Aspergillaceae.